Molecule: messenger RNA, 2740 nt
Organism: Schistosoma turkestanicum
Lineage: Eukaryota; Metazoa; Platyhelminthes; Trematoda; Strigeidida; Schistosomatidae
Source: the annotation of a GenBank genome assembly
CCGCCGGAUUCAAAACCUUGACUUGUUGUUAAAUUUUCUGGUGAGUAUACGUAUGUCGGACAGUGACACCGUAUCAUUGCUCAAAUUCACCGAAAAUGUGCUUCAAGAUUAUCGCAGUCUUGUUUCAGAGACAAAGCGGCGGUUUAUUCCUAUUAAAGAAGCAACUGAAUCACAAAUUCCUAAAUUGAGAGCUAUCAUAAACAGUGACACUGAACUGCGAGCAGCUCUCCGGGGGUCGUGUUGUUCCUUAAUCUCUCCAUUCCUUAGUGGUUGUCUCUCGAAAAACCAGAAAAUAACAGUAUUGUGUUUAACUGCACUUCAGCGCUUUAUCAAUCAAAGGUGCUUAUCAGAGGAUGUUUCCGAGGCUGUCGUUGACACACUUUGGCAACUUGCGGAGUCGAACAUGGAGGAAUUACGCCUACUCCAAACUACUAUUUUGCUUCUCACAAGCUCAUCCUUGAUAUGUGGAUCUCAACUUGCAAAAGCUUUCACUAUAUGUUUAAAACUUCAUCUUUCGAAAUCACCUGCCACUGUAAACACGGCAGCAGCAGCUGUCCGCCAAUGUGCAAGUACUGUAUUCGACCGCGUGUUCAAGGAAGAGCUGGUCAUACAACCUAUGGAUUCAAGUAAACAAAAGGCAACAUCUGGAGUCGAUGAUAUUCAUCCUGUGAAUCCUUCGGAGUUGAAGUCUUCUGAAAGAGAUGCCUAUAUGCUCUUCCAGGAUAUUUGUCUACUGAUGAGUGAUGAUACAUGUAUUUGGUUAUGUGGCACAAUACAAAUAAAUAAAGUCUUGGGUCUGGAGCUAAUUGAAUCACUUAUCUUCUCGUAUCCUAGUUUAUUUUGUCAACAUCCUGCUUUUGCAUAUUUACUGAAAACGAAUUUAUGCCCGCUGGUGAUAAAACUAUUUUCUCCAAGUUUAAAAUUACACUCAACUCCAUUGGCUACAUCUGGCGGUGGGGGAAUAACGGAUGUUGCCUCAGCUGCAUUUGCCGCUGCAACGGCUGCACUAACCAGUGUCAGUGGAGUAGCAUCAUCGUUGUCAUCAUUAUCUGGUGCUUCAAAUGACUUGCUGAAUAGUGAAAAACCAAAUUUUGCGUUGUUCGUUCGCUUGAAACGUUUGAUCAUUGUCAUCGUUAAUCAUUACUUUCAUCUUUUGAAUACAGAAUGUGAAAUCUAUCUCUCUUUGCUUAUACGAUUUUUGGAUGUGAACAAGUUAUUGUGGCAGCGUGCAUUAGCAUUAGAAGUUCUAUACAAAAUUGUGGAACAACCGGAAUUGGUUAAGCAUAUUUGUAUUUCCUACGACAUGAGACAGCAUGCAACAAAAAUAUUCCAUGAACUCUUAAGUGCUUUUGGGCACUACAUACAAACAUCUUUAGCUAAUCCAUGUCCAGGUGAUGAAUUAUCUAAAGAUAACUCAAAUCAAACACCUAACCAAACAGUUCAUGUUGGAGGCAUCAAUCAAUCAAUGUUAUAUUAUAAAGGGAGUUAUUUUCCUAUCAAUUUACAAUCAAAAGGAAUGCUACUUGAAAUGCUUGAUCGUGGUGAACCACCAAUUUUACCUGAUGGUUAUUGUCUUUCACUAGCUGUAGUAUGCUUACGUAAAACAGUGGAUUCAUUAAAAAUCAUUAUCAAUGCUAAUGUUCCUGAAAUUAUUUGUCAUGGUGAUGAUGAAAAGAAUAAAAAGAAUGAGGAUGAUACUUCAAAAAAAUAUGAUAUUACAUUUUGUAAACUUAUUGUAUCUAAUUCAUGGUGCGGAAUAUUAUCCACGUUCAGUUUAUUACUUGAAUCAAGUGCUGAUCAUCACAUUACAUCAAAUCUUCUUCAGUCUUUGCAAAUUAUGAUUGAAUUAAGUGGAAAGUUACAUUUGGAUGAAUCUCGAGAUGCUUUCUCUCUCACAUUGUGUAAAGCUGCGUUACCAUUUUCAUUUGGACGUUCUUUAUUGGCUGCACACUCUAAAAAUCGUUUAAUAACAUCUCAGUUAUCUCCUAAUUUCAAUAGUGGAAAUAAUCACGAUGAAAUAUUUGAACGUAGUCAGGUUGCUUUAGUGAUUACUCAAGGUGCUGGUCAUACAAUUCAUAUUAAUCCACCUUCAAAUACUUCAUCUAAUCUUCAAAAUUUAUCAAAUCAGGCUACAUCUACUGGACAUACCCAAAGUGGAUCCGCACCAACUGGAAAUACAGAUUCUUUGUCAACUGGUAACAUACUACUAACUGCUAAACAUUUACAAGCAGCUUCUGCUGUUUUAGCAACUGCUCAUGCACAUGGUGAUGUUUUAGAUUCAUCAUGGAUUAUAUUUCUGACUACAAUGCAGCAUUUAGUAUGGAUGUUGAAAUUGAAAAUUGAACCAUCGGCUAAAUUAUUUUUCAAACCAGUUCAAGAAUCAAGCACUAGUCAUACAACAAUGGAAAAUGUUAAUUCAUCAAAUGCAUCAAAUGAAAAUGCUACUACUGGUACUACUACCACGACCACCACUACUACUAAUACUACUAGUAUCACUACUUCGAAUAGUAGUAACAAUAAUAACCAAGUUCCAAUACAACAUAUCUCUGUGACAACACUUUUCUCAGUGACAUCUGAAUUAACAUCAUUAUCAUCAAUGCUUACACAGAUUUUUGUCCAAUCGAAUAAUUUGAGUGAAGAUGCUUUAAACAAUUUCAUCUCAGCACUUUGUUUCCUUUCAUCGGAGGCAUUAGAAGCAGUGAAAAACAAUCGGGUAUGUUCAUAUUUUAUUUUUGGGUAA